AUGUCAUCUCCAAAGGAAGCUUCCCCCUCCCUUUCUUCAUCCUCACUGUCUUCUCCUUCGUCUUCCCCACCAUCUUCUGCCAGCGUCUUGGGGACUGCUUGGGCUGGCUCCUCCAUGCCUCCGGCAACAGCUUAUAGCCCACCCUCACAGGUCUCAGGAGACCAUUUCAGUGUUUCUACUCGAACCAUGAGGCAAGCCAGAGCUCAUGGAGCACCCAAGGACAUUCCGCUGUAUAUGCCUCAUGGUCAAGUGCUGGAGCAAGCUGAAUACUGUCUGGUGAGGCCUGGGGAAGAUGACCUCAUAAUUACUAGGCCACCCAAUCCUGCAAAGACGGCUUCUGGAUGGUAUCAGGAAGCAAAGACCCCUCUUGGGGACACCAGAACCAUCCAGAAAGUCCCACACCCCAUUAUGAACAACAGGCAUUUACCAGACCAAGAGCUAUCUCCCAGGGGUGCAGAGACUCAGGAAGACUCAGGAGGCUGGAGAGCAAGAUCCCGGCGGGGAGCUACACAUGGGCCAGAACCAGCAGAGAGGCAGAAGUCAAACUUGAAGAAGUUAGUCCUCAGUCCCGAGCAGAAGACCAAUCUGCUGGACUGGAAUGACUCAGCCCCUGAGAGCUUGCACUUUGAAACUGGAGCACAGUUUUCUCAGAAAGUGGCUCAGAAUGGCAGAGAAGGCCAUGUGCUGAAACCAGUCAGCCCCUUACAGUUCCCCCCAGGAGUGAAAGAGCCCCAGUCAGCCCAUAGAGAAACCCCCGAGAGGGCAGGGACCCCAGCCGAGCAGGUUCCGUGGGAGCGACCAGUGCCUGUACCCAAGUCCCCCUUGCGGAUCCUAGCAGAUGCCUUCUGGAGGACCCUAGAGCCCAUGUUCAUCUCUGAAGGCGGGAGGAAGGCCACCGUCAAGCCCAAAUCCAAGACUUUGCCCACCAGCCAGUCACACGCUUGCACUCGCUCACUCAGCCUUCGGAACUCCAGUUCCAGUAAAGACUGGGACCCACACUUCCCAGGAAGAGAGGCGUUGAGCAGAGCCUCAACCUUCUUCUCUCGGGGCACCCCGACUGCCAGGACUGACCAACCUUUAGGCCCCAGCCUCCCCAACCUUGCCUUCCACACCCAGAGCUUACCCAACCGGGGAUCCAAGACGUCUGCUUUCAAUUCCCCAUCCUGCAGCAGAAUCGAAGAUGUCCCCUCUCUCAUGGAGAAAGUGAGUUUGCAAGAAACCUACCCAGAGGCCUCCAGGGUUCCAAAGAGAACUAUCUCACUUGCAUCAUCCUUUAGACUCAAGGAAAAAUCUUGGGAGAGUCUCUCCCAGGAACCCAGGUACCAAAACGACCUCUGGAGCAGCCCCGGGGGCAACACGGUGCCCUUGGACAACACCCAGCCCCCAGAGAAGCAGGGGUGGAACCUGGGAGGCGCCCACCGAGGGUGCAAGGACCACCCCUUUCUGGAGAGAGAUGCAGAUCCCUGGCACAUCCCCGUCAGAAUGCAGGUGAGAGGGACUGACUCUUCAACCUCCUCCUCUUCUGCAGAUGAAGAAUUGGACCCUCAGCCUAGCUUGCGGUCAAAGGACAGUAAGACACUUAGAAGGAGGAGGAAACUGGAAAAGGAAACAAAACAACUGGUUAAACAAGAAGAAUUGAAAAGACUUCAUAAAGCUCAGGCCAUCCAGAGACAACUGGAGGAGGUGGAGGAGCGGCAGAGGGCUUCCGAGGUCCAGGGCGUGAGGCUGGAGAAGGCGCUGAGAGGAGAAGCAGAUUCAGGCACACAGGAUGAAGCACAGCUUUUGCAGGAAUGGUUUAAGUUGGUUCUGGAGAAGAAUAAAUUAAUGCGCUAUGAGUCGGAGCUACUGAUCAUGGCCCAAGAACUAGAACUAGAAGAUCAUCAAAGCCGACUGGAACAGAAAUUAAGAGAGAAAAUGCUCAAGGAGGAGAGCCAAAAAGAUGAGAAUGAUCUAAAUGAGGAACAAGAAAUAUUCUCCAAGAUGAUGCAAGUGAUUGAGCAAAGGGACAAACUCGUAGAUUCUUUGGAGGAACAACGCAUCAAAGAAAAGGCUGAAGACCAGCACUUUGAAAGCUUCAUAUUCUCCAGGGGCUGCAGGCUGAGCAGGACCUGA
Molecule: messenger RNA, 2112 nt
Organism: Condylura cristata (star-nosed mole)
Lineage: Eukaryota; Metazoa; Chordata; Mammalia; Eulipotyphla; Talpidae
Gene: MICALCL
Product: MICAL C-terminal like
Exons: 8
Coding region: 1-2112 (703 amino acids)
Source: RefSeq, a predicted model, not a curated record